Messenger RNA from Schistosoma intercalatum, 1183 nucleotides. NCBI's taxonomy places the organism in Eukaryota, Metazoa, Platyhelminthes, Trematoda, Strigeidida, Schistosomatidae. The record is from the annotation of a GenBank genome assembly.
UGUGUGUAUAUAUAUAUGAGUUAUAUAACUUCAUAAUAGAUACAAAAAUAAAAGAUCUUUUCUCUUCUUCAUUCAUUCCAUACCUUAUCAACAAACAUUCUGCAUAGUAACCAGAAAAAGAAUGGAAAAAAUGACAUUGAAAAUUGCCUUUAGUUCUAUACAAUUAAAUGAAUUUAAUUCAUAUCGUUAUGGUAUUAUUCUACCAUUCAAUAAACAAAUUAUAUGUAAACAAUUUAAUUUAAAUCAAUGGCCAAUAACAAAAUUAUGGAGAAACAUUUUUCGAAAUAUAUUUCAUUGCAAAUUAUUACAACGUUUUCAUGAAUCUAAAUUAUUAUUAUUAAAUAAUAAUAAUCAUCUUAUUAUACCAUAUGAAAUUGACAUAGAUUAUAAUCAUUUCACUAUAUUAACAAAUUAUUAUCCAUUCGGUAAUUUAUUUGAAUGGUUUCAACAAAGAUUCACAUUCACUAUUGAAGAUCUAUAUUAUAUUAUAAAAUAUUUAUGUAAAGCUGUUAAUUAUUUACAUAGUAACCAUAUUUACCAUGGUAACAUUAAACCAUAUAAUAUAUUCUUUAAAACAUUUCAUCCUAAAUCAUUAUCCUUAGUAUUAGAUUUUAGUGUAUUAACAGAAAUCAAUAUAUUGUGUAAUCAUAAUGAUACAAAAUUAUUUAUAUAUUGGUCACCAGAAUAUAUGAUACAUGUUAAAGUAACCAUGGAUGAUAUAAAUAUAAUUCAAAAAGACAAUAUAUGUUAUAUGAUGAAAGAAUUAUGGAAGAAAAAAUCAAUGGAAUUAGAUACAUGGUCUAUUGGUGUUAUUAUGUAUUUAUUAUUGACUGGGAAAUUACCAUUUAUUGAUCAAUAUAAAGAAUUGAAUACAUUUAUGAAUGAUAUCAAAACCAAUUCUAUACAAUUAAAUCAUUCAUUAUUAUUAUAUAAUAUUGAUAAAUCAAUAUAUCAAAUCAUUAAUAUGUUAUUACAAAUCGAUAUACAUCAACGUAUUGAUCUUAAUCAAUUUAUGAUAAUCAAUUGGUUGCAUAAUAUUCAUCAUGAUAAUAAACAAAGAGAUAUAAAAUCAAUUAUAGAAUAUAAUUUUUUAACUACAUUUAUACAACAUCAAAUGGAAUCAGAGAAUACAUUGAAACAAUUAAAACAUUUUAUGAAAAUUACAAAUUCAAAUGAACAGUGA